Molecule: messenger RNA, 456 nt
Organism: Adineta steineri
Lineage: Eukaryota; Metazoa; Rotifera; Eurotatoria; Adinetida; Adinetidae
Source: the annotation of a GenBank genome assembly
AUGUAUAUAUUCAUUGUCUUAUUACAGUGGUGUGGCAAUCAAUUGUCUUUAACAAUUUAUACACUGGUGAUAGCUGCAAUUUUACCUUCAUUAAUCAAUAUCAUACUAAAUAUCAUAAUCUUUUCGCAUGUUCGAUCUUCUGCUCGUCGAAUUCAUCCACAAGCUAUUAGUGCAUUAACAAGCGAUGUCACUGCUCAACAACCGAAAAUUAGUCGUCGAGAAAUAUCAUUAUUACGACAGAUGAUUUUUAUGUUUUUAAUGUUUAUUGGAGGUUGGACUCCUGUUUACAUUGUUAAUAUUUUAGAUGCAGCAACAGAUUUGAAUUUUAUGAUCGUACAGAUUGCUGUUAUAUUUAGUCAAAUAUGUGUAUUGGGUAUUGUUAUUAAUUUGUUUAUAUAUAAUCAUGAACUUAGACAAUAUUUAUCAAAUAAAAUUCGAGUUUGUUUUCAUUGUUAG